Messenger RNA from Salvia splendens (bonfire salvia), 1198 nucleotides. Its product is annotated as (S)-ureidoglycine aminohydrolase. Bases 126 to 1031 code for a protein of 301 amino acids. The transcript has 13 exons. Gene Ontology annotation, molecular function: ureidoglycine aminohydrolase activity. NCBI's taxonomy places the organism in Eukaryota, Viridiplantae, Streptophyta, Magnoliopsida, Lamiales, Lamiaceae. The record is from RefSeq and is a predicted model, not a curated record.
ACACACCACCAACUCAAUUCAACUCCACCUCAGAGAGCAGAUUGCAUAUAAAAAAUUCUCACUAGAGAGAGAAUAAGACACUGAAUGAGUGGGGAAGCAGCUCUGAAUCAACAAACACUGCAAAGAUGCAAUCUUUCUCUGCAUUUUCAGCGAAAUUUAUCUUCCUUACUUUAAUCUUACAGAGUGUUGUGAGAUUCUCGUUCUGCCAAGAAGGGUUUUGCUAUUCACCGUCAAUCUUGGAAGAGCAACCACUCUACUGGAAGGCUACCAACCCAACUCUCUCACCCUCUCAUCUUAAAGACUUGCCGGGGUUCACGCGUAGCGUAUACAAGAGUGACCAUGCUUUGAUCACUCCUGAAAGUCAUGUCUUUGGCCCUUUGCCCGAGUGGAGUAACACAUUGGGUGCUUAUCUCAUCACACCUCCAAUGGGCUCACAUUUUGCCAUGUACUUGGCAAAGAUGCAAGAAUUUUCAAAAUCAGCACUCCCACUAAAGGAUGUCGAGAGGUUUGUGUUUGUCCUUCAUGGUGUGGUGACUCUCACUGAUGCAUCGGGCGCUAGGCAUAAUCUAGAGGUUGAUUCAUACGCUUACCUUCCUCCGAAUCUGAAACACUCGUUGGACUCUAGUGCAGCUUCCACGCUUGUUGUACUUGAGAGAAGGUACAACUACUUGGAAAAUCAUGCUACUGAGCAGAUCAUUGGCUCAACAAGUGAGCAGCCCCUUCUUGAAACUCCUGGCGAGGUUUUUCAGCUUAGGAAGCUUCUUCCCACCUCUUUGGCUUACGAUUUCAACAUUCAUAUUAUGGAUUUCCAACCUGGGGAAUUUCUCAACGUAAAGGAAGUUCACUAUAACCAGCACGGUCUACUGCUUCUGGAGGGGCAAGGCAUCUACCGCUUAGGUGAUAGCUGGUAUCCAGUUCAAGCUGGUGACACAAUAUGGAUGGCGCCAUUCGUGCCUCAAUGGUAUGCCGCGCUAGGCAAGUCCAAGACACGCUACUUAUUGUACAAGGAUGUCAACAGGAACCCACUGUAACGACAACCAACCCAUACAUCACGUUCCAUUACACAUGCGUCCUCUUCCAAGCUCAAGAAUCCUAGCAAGCUGAUCAACUGUGGAGGAAGUUAGCUGCAUUUUUCGACUCAUGUUAAACUCUAAUCUUGUUAUGUAUUGUGUUUUCAACUUGUUUCAUUUCAUCAAUA